Messenger RNA from Puccinia graminis f. sp. tritici CRL 75-36-700-3, 1437 nucleotides. RefSeq lists its product as uncharacterized. The record is from RefSeq and is a predicted model, not a curated record. The transcript has a single exon. Bases 1 to 1437 code for a protein of 478 amino acids. NCBI's taxonomy places the organism in Eukaryota, Fungi, Basidiomycota, Pucciniomycetes, Pucciniales, Pucciniaceae.
AUGAAGACAUUGCUCAUUUCAUAUUCCGCUUUUGUUCUCACCAAAUCGACGACUUUGGUAAUGAUACCAAACUCGAAUCAAAGAACGGAAGAGCUCUCAGCUCUGCUUACGCAUAAACUUUUUGAUUUGAACGAGCCCGCCACAGAAGAACCUUCACCAGAGCACAUUUUAUCCUCUGGAUCGAGCGCACACCCACACGUGACAAGACCCACGUUCGAUUUAAAUCUACCAUGCAGACUCAGUGGAGAAGAACUGCCGCCCAGAAUGUGCUUUCAAGAGCACAUGGGCUCAAAAUAUCGUGAUCGAUGGGCCUACCUUAAGCGCAAAGGGGAUCACCAGGAUUUGGGUUUUGAUCAAUCACAGAGUCAAUUUUUGUCGAAUCAAAGGCAAAUGAUACAUCUUAACACUGCAAGGCAUUUGCCAGAUUCAAGUGUAAUGAAUGAAUUGACAUCCGCCCGUGCGGUUGUCUCCGGCAACGUGAAACGGCCAACGCACAAUUUGAGGAAUGGAUUCCCGGUUGGAAAUCGAGAGCAAAGACUAAAUGGAAAUUUGCCUGAACCCUUUGAUGUUUACGAUUGGGACUAUGUGAGGGAAGUACCAGACAGCGAAAUUAGAGAUGGGGUAGGAUUCCGGCUCGGCCGUCCCCUUCAUCAGCUUCUCAUGUUUCUAGACAGCUUAAGAUACAAACCGACACGUGACCUCCGGUUCUCCAUCUCGGAUGGCGAGGAAAGAAGUAUUCUUCGAUCGUAUCAACAAUCAAAAAAGCUUCUGUAUCCUCCAGGGUUGACGAGGGGCGCAAGGAGGGGGGCACUUUGGAAGAUUGCGAUGAGUGUAUCAAACAGCAAAAUAGCAGUCGAUCGAUACGAUGUCUUCUCCCUAGAAAUUAUUGGGUCACUGAGAGCUGGUCUUACACACCUCGGUGAAACUGCCGCAGAUCUCGAAUACCCUAUAUCCCCGUCAAGAAUUAACGCAAUCACUGGAUAUGUAGAAAAUCUAACCAAAGUGGCCACUUUUUUCAUUAUCGCUUAUCUUUCGCUAUUCAAGAAACACCCAACAGAAAGAUUGAGUACGCAGUUGGUUGAAGAAAUCUUAAUUUUCCUCAAGAAAUUCUGGGAAGAUACCCAGAACUCCAAAUCCGAAUUACGGAAAAAUCAUGAAUGGUCAACACUGAACGCAAUUGUAUUGAAAUCAGAGGAGAUUGAUAGAAAUCCAAAGAGUUAUAAGCAUUGGUUGAAUGGGAAUGCCUGUUACCAAAUGGCCUGGAAAAUGGCCAUGUAUUGGGUAAAAGAAAAUGGGAAAUGGUUUGGUGUGGGUCUUGAAGAUGAAGACCUUUAUGAAAAUUCCAUCUUUGAUUUGCUCAACAAGAUCAUCAUUUAUGCAAAUUAUCAAAAUCCAAAAUCAUUCCUACAUUACUGGGGGGACAAGAAAAUUGAAUGA